Molecule: messenger RNA, 3311 nt
Organism: Sapajus apella (tufted capuchin)
Lineage: Eukaryota; Metazoa; Chordata; Mammalia; Primates; Cebidae
Gene: CBX6
Product: chromobox 6
Exons: 5
Coding region: 139-1377 (412 amino acids)
Source: RefSeq, a predicted model, not a curated record
GCCCGCAGCUGGAACGCGAGCGCGCGCCCCGCCGCGCGCCCGCCCGCCGGGGCCUGGGCGCUGCGGCGCGUGCGCGAGCGGUGCCGCACCGGCCGCGGGCGCAGGGAGUAUUAUGGGCUGUGGGUGCCGCUGAGCAAGAUGGAGCUGUCUGCAGUGGGCGAGCGGGUCUUCGCGGCCGAAUCCAUCAUCAAACGGCGGAUCCGAAAGGGACGCAUCGAGUACCUGGUGAAAUGGAAGGGGUGGGCGAUCAAGUACAGCACUUGGGAGCCCGAGGAGAACAUCCUGGACUCGCGGCUCAUUGCAGCCUUCGAGCAAAAGGAGAGGGAGCGUGAGCUGUAUGGACCCAAGAAGAGGGGACCUAAACCCAAAACUUUCCUCCUGAAGGCGCGGGCCCAGGCCGAGGCCCUCCGCAUCAGUGAUGUGCAUUUCUCUGUCAAGCCGAGCGCCAGUGCCUCCUCGCCCAAGCUGCACUCCAGUGCAGCCGUGCACCGGCUCAAGAAGGACAUCCGCCGCUGCCACCGCAUGUCCCGCCGUCCCCUGCCCCGCCCGGACCCGCAGGGGGGCAGCCCUGGCCUGCGCCCACCCAUCUCACCCUUUUCGGAGACGGUGCGCAUCAUCAACCGCAAGGUGAAGCCGCGGGAGCCCAAGCGGAACCGCAUCAUCCUGAACCUGAAGGUGAUCGACAAGGGUGCGGGCGGCGGGGGCGCCGGGCAGGGUGCCGGGGCGCUAGCCCGCCCCAAAGUCCCCUCGCGGAACCGCGUCAUCGGCAAAAGCAAGAAGUUCAGCGAGAGCGUUCUGCGCACCCAGAUCCGCCACAUGAAGUUCGGAGCCUUUGCUCUGUACAAGCCCCCGUCCGCCCCCCUGGCUGCCCCGCCCGCCGGCAAGGCCGACGCCUCCGCCCCUGGCCCCGGGCUGCUCCUGGCCGCCCCCGCCGCCCCCUACGACGCCCGCAGCUCGGGAUCCUCCGGCUGCCCCUCGCCCGCACAGCAGUCCUCUGACCCUGACGACACGCCCCCCAAGCUCCUCCCUGAGAACGUGAGCCCAUCUGCCCCUGGCUGGCGCGAGCCAGAGGUGCUCGACCUGUCCCUCCCUCCGGAGUCGGCAGCCACCAGCAAGCGGGCGCAGCCAGAUGUCCCUGCCGCUGCCGGCCCGGCGCUGCCCACGGCCCCUGAGCCCGCCAGUGCCUCCUCCGAGCCCGAGGCUGGGGACUGGCGCCCCGAGAUGUCACCCUGCUCCAAUGUGGUCGUCACCGAUGUCACCAGCAACCUCCUGACGGUCACGAUCAAGGAAUUCUGCAACCCUGAGGAUUUCGAGAAGGUGGCUGCUGGGGUCGCAGGCACAGCUGGGGGUGGUGGCGGCAGUGGGGCGAGCAAGUGAGGGGGCUCCACCAAGGAGGGGGUUUGGGGGGCCCUCCUGCCCGAAGUCAUACUCUUGCUCUCACCCCGCCCUUGCCCCCAGCCCUCUCUCCCUGUGCUUUGCUUGUUUCAAAUGGCUCAGUGUUGACCCAGGGAUGGGGCUGGGCAGUUGGGGGUCCCAGAAGGCCGGGGGACAGGGGCCACCCUGGAAUGGGGCAGGGGAAGGGCACACUCCCUACCCAUGCAUGGUGGGGCCCACUGGGUGGUUUCUGGAAAGCCCCAGAACCUAAAGUUCCCCUGCCCCUUCCACAUCCCGCCUGUCUCUCUAGCUUGCUUUCUGCUCUCCUGUGCCGCGUCUGAUUUCUCGGUGCUAACCUGGCAGCUGUGGGGCCCUUAGGAGACCCCCACUGAGGGUGGGCACAGUCCCUUUCCUUCCUGCAGAUGCGGAGGCAGGAGGGGGGACUUCCCGCCUGUUUGGCAAAACCCCAGACAGAGGCCGAGGAUGAGGCCAGACUCGGCCCCUCCCUCCACAUCAGCCAGGGCAUCAGAAGUUGGGCCAGGGCGGGGUCUUCACUGCUUGAUUCUGGAUGAGACCCAAGCAGACCCCCUAUGCCCUGCCCCAGCCCUGUGUCCUUCCUAACUGGCUCAACGGUGGGAGGAACUGGCAGAGGAUGCACCUGGCCACAGCCUCCCAGCAUCUAAAGGCCCCUUCAGUUCUUGACCAAAGGUGCUAGAGAACCUGCCGUGGAAAAUUCCUAUUGUGCAUGUGCGUCCGCCCCACUUGGUGUGUUUGUCCAUGGGUUCAUACGUGCAUUGGGUACUAGGCCCCAGGCUGUCUGGGUGGCACCCUUUACAGUUCUUUUGAACAGGGGCAUUGAAGGCCUGGACCUUCCCUUGCCUCAGUGGGCCUGGGGACCAGGCUCGAGUCUGGAGGUUUGCCUCCCCUCCUGGCCUGGAGUGCUGAGGGCGCCAUGCCCCCCUGUCCCCCUCCUUGGGGUGGUCAGCCCAACCUGUCGGGCCUUCAUGGCUUGGUGGGGACUGAGAUAGAGAGGGAGACCCUUCCUCCUGGGGUUAGGGGUGGAUGCCGACGAAGCCAUUCCCCCAGGGCCUCCCGGCUUCUCCCAGCCCUUCUUUUGCUUCUGACCACUGAGGCUUUCUCACAGCCCAGCCUGGACGAAGCAAAGGAGCCUCUAGUGCCCUGGGAGCUUCCAUUUCCCUCUGCUGCCAGGGAGCCAAGGCACCCAUGCCAGUGGCAGAGGCCACAGCCCCAGCCUUAGGCUGGGCCCUGGGAGGGCAGGCAGGCAAAGACGAGAGACCAGAGGGGCCGCUUUCUCCAGGAGAAUGAGGGUGUUGGUCCCAGGAUUGGGAUCAGAAGCCCUGCUGGCCAGCCCAGGGCCACUUCCCGGGUCUCCACUGUGCAUGGGUGGCAUGUUCCGGGCGUGGCUGAAGCUGGCUUCCUGGCUGUGCAGCCAUGGGCCCCUCCCUCAGAAGCACGUUGGCAGGAGGCCGAUCAGAACACGAGCGCCUUUGGUCCUAAGAAUGGGGAGGCCGCCUUCCUUCCCAAUCUCCAUGCCCAGGCCACAGCGUGGCCCUAGCCCUCCCCUCCCCAGGAUGUAGAACGGGGACCCUUGCAGGGUCAGGGCGGGGGCUGGUACUCCUCGGCCCCUCCCUACCCUGCCCUGUGUGUUGGCUUUGUGGCCGUCCAAGUGCCAAUUGGCUUUCUCCUCAAAUAAGGGCUGGCAUUUCUCCUCUGUCCUUGGAGGUGAUUUCCCCCUGACACCCUCCCCCAGGUGAGCGACCACCGGGGUGCCAGUUACAGGUGUUUCCAGAGACCAUAGAAAUGUGUUUUCCUGAGAGUUUGUGUCAUUCGUGACUUUUUUUGUAAAGAAGUUGUGUUUUCAGAGGUGAUUUUAUGACAGGAAAGUGAAAGAAUUAGUUUUGCAAAAAAAAAAACAA